Aspergillus lentulus is the source of this 681-nucleotide messenger RNA. Its product is annotated as chromo domain-containing protein. Gene Ontology annotation, cellular component: nucleus. NCBI's taxonomy places the organism in Eukaryota, Fungi, Ascomycota, Eurotiomycetes, Eurotiales, Aspergillaceae. The record is from RefSeq and is a predicted model, not a curated record.
AUGCCUCCCCCCGUUGAGGAUCUCUCGGAUGACGAGUCCACUGGCGGAUCUAUCCCUUACAACAACGUUGAACACGACAAGGACAACGCUGGCGACGCGAAGGAGGACGAGGAGGACGAUGAGGACGAUGAGGAGAAUGAGGAAGAGGGGCUGUACACCGUUGAAAAGAUCAUGGGUCAUGAGUUCACAAAGGAUGGCAAACUUAUGCUUCAAGUGAAGUGGCAUGGCUACGACGACCCAGCAGAUCAGACAUUAGAACCAGAAGAGAACCUCCUGGAGGGCGCAAAGGAGAUCUUAGAUGAAUACUUCAGAGCUCAAGGUGGUCGGCCGGAGAAACCAGUUGCAGUCCGAAAGCGAAAGUCAAUGGGAAGCGCUAAGGCGGAGUCUGAAACACCAGCAGAGCCUAAGCGACGCAGAAAGUCUAGGGCCAAUGCAGAGACCAGCACAGAGACGCCAGAGGCAAGCGAUGUACCUGAUUGGGUGCCGCGAUCGAAGAGCUGGGAGAAAGACGUACAGAAAGUUGAUACCAUCAUUCGCGACCCCAAGACGAACUCGUUGAUCGCAUUUCUGAAAUGGACCAAUGGCAAAACAGCCAAGGUCUCCAUCGAAACAUGCUACGAAAAAUGCCCAAGACAGAUGCUCAAGUUCUACGAGCAACAUCUGGUCUUCAAAGACGCUUAA